UCUGUUAAAUGUGCAUUUAUGGUUAUAUUCUUCUCAAAAGGGUUUUGUUUGCUAUGAUUCCACUUCUAACAAAUUUCGUGUUUCUCGAAAUGUUAUUUUCUUUCAGCAUCAAUAUUUCUUUCCCAAUCUUGCCAAGUCUUCUUCUACUUCUCCCAUUCUUCCAAUUUUUGAGGAUUUACCAAUUGUUCCUAAUCGGUUUAAGCCUGGAUUUGUGUAUGAAAGACGUCAACCAACGGUGCCUCUUCCCGAGAUUGAUCCCUCAUCUAUGUCUGAUUCUCCUGAAUCUACUCUGCAUCGAUCUACCAGAGUAUCCCGACCGCCAAGACGGUAUGGUUUUUCUGAUAAUCCUACUGGAUAUUCUGCCACUUUAUCUGAUAUUUUUAUUCCAUCUUGUUACUCACAAGCCUCCCAGAAUGAACGUUGGCAAAAAGCCAUGCAGGAUGAACUUCAAGCUCUUCACGAAAAUCAUACAUGGGACAUUCUUCCUUGCCCUCCAAAUGUUAAGCCCAUUGGAUGUAAAUGGGUUUAUUCAGUCAAGCGUCGUUCUGAUGGAACUUUGGAUCGAUAUAAAGCUCGAUUGGUUGCUCUUGGCAAUAAGCAAAAGUACAGAGUGGACUAUGAGGAGACCUUUGCUCCAGUUGCAAAGAUGACUACUGUCCGUACUAUUAUUGCAGUUGCUACUUCUUAGGAUUGGCCUCUUCAU
Molecule: messenger RNA, 703 nt
Organism: Jatropha curcas
Lineage: Eukaryota; Viridiplantae; Streptophyta; Magnoliopsida; Malpighiales; Euphorbiaceae
Source: RefSeq, a predicted model, not a curated record